Molecule: messenger RNA, 620 nt
Organism: Cyprinodon variegatus (sheepshead minnow)
Lineage: Eukaryota; Metazoa; Chordata; Actinopteri; Cyprinodontiformes; Cyprinodontidae
Product: ubiquitin carboxyl-terminal hydrolase 21-like
Exons: 5
Coding region: 114-620 (168 amino acids)
Biological process (GO): protein deubiquitination
Cellular component (GO): nucleus; cytosol
Molecular function (GO): cysteine-type deubiquitinase activity; cysteine-type endopeptidase activity
Source: RefSeq, a predicted model, not a curated record
UCAUAGGAGUGCCUUUUACUGUCUCUAUAUCAGCGAUUGUUGAACCAUAGAAAUUCUUCCUGCAAAGUCGCUGUGAAGAAGAGCUGAAUCAGUGCAGUCCUCAAUGAUUCAGUAUGAAACAAGACAUUAAGUACUAUGGGUUGAGGAACCAAGGAGCAACAUGCUACCUGAACAGUAUUCUGCAGGUUCUGUUUAUGACCAAGGAGUUCAGAGAGGCUGUAGAAAGAUGUCCUAUAGACCAUAAAGAUCGCAUUGAUGUUCAACUGCAUAGUUUGUUUGAAAGUUUAAAGGAAAGAACAUCAGAAACCAGAGACGUAACAAGGAAGCUGGGGAUAGAAAGAGUUUAUGAACAGUAUGAUUCUGGUCAGUACUUUGAGAAGAUUUUAUCUAUGGUCAGUGAUGAAGCAUCAAAGGUAUUUAAAGGACACCUGACCCACAGGACUGUUUGUGGUGGAUGUUCUGCACAUACUGAAGAAGAUGUGCCAUUUUGGUAUCUUUCUCUUCCACUGAUGGAUUCUAGUGAUCAAAACUACAGCGUGGUGAGAAACAACCUGCAGACUGGAAACCAUUUCAUUUCCGACCAAACUCCUGUCAUAAAUGUGAUUUGGGCUAGACAAUGA